This is a messenger RNA of Tilletiaria anomala UBC 951, 258 nucleotides long. RefSeq lists its product as uncharacterized. The transcript has 2 exons. Bases 1 to 258 code for a protein of 85 amino acids. Lineage: Eukaryota; Fungi; Basidiomycota; Exobasidiomycetes; Georgefischeriales; Tilletiariaceae. The record is from RefSeq and is a predicted model, not a curated record.
AUGUCUGACUUUGACAGCGAGGACACCAGCGUGUCGGAUCUGCCUAACAUCUGCGCACUGAUGCAGGCCGCACAAGCGCUGCGCGGCAACUCAAGCGAGGCCCGCUACCUCACGUUCAAGAGCAACGACAUGGCGCGGGCAACUACCGGCUCCAGCCUGAUGCUCGCACCGGCGAGCGCAGACCACUCCGAUUGGGUGCAACGUUUCAACCUGCACGCCGUUGGCCUGAACCCCUCCAACACCCUGUUCAACAUCUAA